GAGACCUCCGACGCUCGGCUCCGGCCAACGGGGCAUCUCCGACAUGACUCCGCCAGCAGAGAGAGCCUAUUACAGGUUCCUGUUACUAUUUUUCAACUGCCUGAUGACUUUUGGUUCCUAUUUCUGCUUUGACAUUCCCAGUGUGCUUCAGGAGCAGUUCCAGGGGAAUCUCACUUGUCUUAAUUCUAACGUAACUAAUGGGACAACAGAUUGUGUGGAGGGACUGGGAAUGACCCCGCAGCAGUACAACCUUCUCUAUGCUAUCUAUGCGUGGACAAAUGCUGUGGUGGUGAUACUGGCUGGUUUCUUCAUAGACAAGUUGGGAAAUCGCGUUGGUGUACUCGUGUUCUCCUUUCUUAUUGUGCUGGGCUCGGCCACCUUUGCUUUGGGAUCUCAUUUCAAGGGGACCCGUUACCUAUUGCCUCUGAUGCUCAUCGGCCGACUUAUUUUUGGCUCAAGCAACGGGUCACUCAUGAUUGCUCAAGAUCGAAUCACUGCGUUCUGGUUCAAAAAUAAGGAGCUGUCGUUGGCCUUUGGGCUGAAAAUGGCCUUCUCCCGUUUUGGUAGUGUGCUCAACUUUCUAUUAACCCGGUCCUUUGAGGCACACUUUGGGAUUCAGUGGACACUUUGGGGAGGAACCUUGCUGUGUGUUCUGAGCUUUGUGUCGGCCAUCAUUAUUGGCAUCCUGGAUGGGAAUGGAGCAAAACAGUUGGGACUAGAUGGAGUCCUUCAGCAGGAAUCCAAGAAAGUGAGGCUGCAGGAUAUUCGCCACUUGUCUCUCCGCUACUGGUUGCUUGUUCUCACCAUCAUGUUCUUCUAUAAUGGAAUUUUUCCAUUUAUUGCAGAUGCCAGCAAGUUUAUACAGGAUAAGUAUCCGGGCUACAGUCAGCAAGAAGCCUCGUACAUCACUGGUGCUGUGUUCGAUACCUCGUUGAUUCUGUUGCCCAUAGCUGGAAUCCUCAUUGAUCAUGUAGGAUUGAGAGGAGUAUUUGUCACAACGUGUGCUGUGUUGACAGUCCCGGUUUUUGCACUCUUGGCGUUUACCUUUGUACCACCACUGGUUUCUAUGAUAUGGCUGGGAGUCACCUACUCGUUUGCUGCGGCAGCUCUGUGGCCAUCAAUCGUCUUAAUCGUUCCUCUGGCAAAUCUUGGAACAGCUUCAGGAGUCACAACCUCAGUGCAAAUGAUUGGUGUUGGUGUUUGCAACCUGAUAGUUGGACAGAUCCUUGGAAGCAAAUUCAGUGACGUGAAGAUCCCAGUGUGGUGCUGGCGGCAGGUGAUGAUCUUCAUGCUGGCCAACACCAUCUGCUGUGUGGUCGUCUCCGUCCUUCUCAAUAUAGUGGACAGCAGACAGGAUAACACGUUGAACAAAACUACCAAGCACUCUGAAGCUACGAACGAAGAAAAUGAAGAAACACCUGAAACAUCUCCUCUGCUAACAGAUCGCAGCACUUAGAAACAAAAUCAACUAAAGGAUAUCGGGAAGAACAAUGUAGCUGUAAAAUGGAAACGGGGAACUCCAGAUUUUGUUCAUUGAAUAUAAUCUGAUUUGCUCAACCCGAAUGCUGCAUGCAGCCUGUACUAACCUGCAUAAUAGAGGAUAUGAUAGUUACCGUAUUUCCCAGCAAUGAGGACGCUAUUUUUUACCCUAAAAUAAGGCCCGAAAAAUGGAGGCUGAAGCAGGUGUGUCAAACCCAUCUUACCUCAUUUUAGAUCACGGGCAAAAUGCGACUUCAUGCCCGCUCUGGCAUCAGUGAAAUCAUCCUGCGGAUUGGUUGCAGCCGCGAGUUUGACACCCCUGGCCUAUAGGAAGCGUUUCAGUACAAAACGCCAAUCCAAUCAGAAGCGACAUGUAUUCGCGCGGAUAUUUUCGCCAUUUCAAACACCUGGUCUAGGUAGGAGCUGUGUAAAUUCUGUUUAAGUUGUUGAACACUGUAAAUUGUCGAACAGCAGUGAUGAGCCUGAUGAAUUACCAGUAUUAUGCUUUGAAGAUUGGGUUGACAGUAGUGAAUUUAUCAGAUUUGAAGAAUGCUUUCCGUUUUGGUAAUCUCUGUAAUCUUUGUUCCGUGCACAAUUAAAUGUUAUUUUAUUCCG
This is a messenger RNA of Leucoraja erinaceus (little skate), 2094 nucleotides long. RefSeq names its product major facilitator superfamily domain-containing protein 1-like. Lineage: Eukaryota; Metazoa; Chordata; Chondrichthyes; Rajiformes; Rajidae. The transcript has 14 exons. Gene Ontology annotation, biological process: transmembrane transport. The coding region runs from base 44 to 1456 and encodes 470 amino acids. Gene Ontology annotation, molecular function: transmembrane transporter activity. The record is from RefSeq and is a predicted model, not a curated record.